Messenger RNA from Coregonus clupeaformis (lake whitefish), 3005 nucleotides. It is a transcript of the gene cpne3, whose product is annotated as copine III. The record is from RefSeq and is a predicted model, not a curated record. NCBI's taxonomy places the organism in Eukaryota, Metazoa, Chordata, Actinopteri, Salmoniformes, Salmonidae. The transcript has 15 exons. Gene Ontology annotation, molecular function: calcium-dependent phospholipid binding; receptor tyrosine kinase binding. Bases 279 to 1928 code for a protein of 549 amino acids. Gene Ontology annotation, biological process: cellular response to calcium ion; ERBB2 signaling pathway. Gene Ontology annotation, cellular component: plasma membrane.
GAUAUGCAUACCAGUUGCAUCACCGUUGCAAACCUUAGCAAAACGUUUUGCAACGGAAACGGCUUUGCGACAAAAAAAAACAAGGGGUUCUAAUUGGACAGGUUCAGUGUUCCCUGCACGUUUCGACAUUGCGCAAAGUGCGUAUCUGGGACCCACCCAAGGCGGGGUGUGGGCGGAUUUGACACGGAGCAGUUGUGGAACAGCGCUUGAUCCGAGCAGGACCCAUAUUACUUCAGAGGGACUCUGUAUUGUAAAGUAAACACAUUGAGGUGGGUCCAAUGGCGACACAGUGUGUGACAAAGGUGGAGCUGACUGUCUCCUGUGAGAAUCUUCUGGACAAGGACAUUGGCUCCAAGUCUGACCCUCUGUGUAUUCUUCUCAUGAACACUACUGGGUCACAGUGGUACGAGGUGGGCCGCACAGAGAAGGUACAGAAUUGCCUUGCCCCAAAGUUUGCCAAGAAGUUCAUCAUCGAUUACUACUUUGAAAUAGUGCAAAAGCUGAAGUUUGGAAUUUACGACAUUGACAAUAAAACUGUUGACCUAAGCGAUGAUGAUUUCCUGGGGGAGCUGGAGUGUACCUUGGGCCAGGUGGUGUCUAGUAGAAAGCAUACUAGACCACUUGUGUUGAAGAACAACAGGCCUGCAGGAAAAGGGACCAUUACAAUAAGUGCUGAAGAAAUAAAAGACAACCGGGUGGUGAAUUUUGAGGCUGAAGCAAGGAAACUGGACAACAAGGAUUUCUUUGGGAAGUCGGAUCCUUACCUGGAGUUCUACAAGCAGACAGAGACUGGAUGGCAGCUGGCUCAUAGAACAGAGGUGGUGAAGAACAACCUGAACCCAACAUGGAAACCCUUCAGAAUCCCCCUGCAGUCUCUGUGUGGAGCAGACAUGGACAAACCUAUAAAGGUGGAGUGCUACGACUAUGACAAUGAUGGAUCUCAUGACCUCAUUGGAAUCUUUGAGACCACCAUGACACGUCUGCAAGAGGCAUCGCGUACCUCACCGGCUGAGUUUGAAUGUAUCAACAGUAAAAAGCAACAGAAGAAGAAGGGAUACAAAAACUCUGGUGUGGUGAGUGUGAAGCUGUGUCAGGUGGUGAAGGAGUAUACCUUCCUGGACUACAUCAUGGGCGGUUGCCAGAUCAACUUCACUGUGGGUAUUGACUUCACAGGGUCAAACGGUGACCCCAAGUCUCCCCAGUCUCUCCACUAUAUCAGUCCACAGGGGGUCAAUGAAUACCUGUCUGCCAUCUGGUCCGUUGGCAUGGUGAUCCAAGACUAUGACAGUGACAAAAUGUUCCCUGCCUUUGGCUUUGGAGCACAGAUCCCACCCACCUGGCAGGUUUCUCAUGAGUUCCCUCUCAGUUUCAACCCUGCAAAUCCAUUCUGUGCAGGCAUCGAGGGUAUAGUGGAGGCCUACAGAGUGUGUCUUCCCCAGGUGAAGCUCUACGGUCCCACUAACUUCUCUCCCAUCAUCAACCAUGUAGCCCGCUCCGCUCUGCAGGCUACCCAGCAGAAAACUGCCUCUCAAUACUUUGUCCUCCUGAUCAUAACGGACGGUGUGAUCACGGAUCUGGACCAGACACGCUCUGCCAUCGUUAACGCCUCCCGUCUGCCCAUGUCCAUUAUCAUCAUCGGUGUGGGCGGGGCCGACUUCACCGCCAUGGAGUUCCUGGACGGUGACGACGGGCGGCUCAGGGCGCCAACGGGAGAGACGGCUGCGCGGGACAUCGUCCAGUUCGUCCCCUUCAGACAGUUCCAGAACUCUCCUAAAGAGGCUCUGGCCCAGUCUGUGUUGGCUGAAGUCCCUGGUCAGGUGGUCACCUACUUCAACAUGAACAAGCUGAGUCCUCCCAACACUGACGCUCCCCCUGCCUCCGUCCCUACACCAGCAGCUACCGCAGACAGGCCCACCCUCACCUCCUAGUGCCCAGGAGAGGAACCAACAACCAACCCCAGUACCCAGCACUCCAACCUAUCCCCACCUCACAGAAGACAAAGUACACUGUCAGGAUGAGUAGACAGUCGCUCAUCUCAGUAGCUACCAUAAGCACUCUCUGCUAUCUAUCAUUGUGUCAAAGGGAUCAUGACCGGUUAACAAAUCUCUAGCCAUUACUAACUAGCAUGCGUCAGGUUGAAUUGAGCAGGGUGGAAGUUUUGUAGGGGGAACUUCUCCAAGUUAAAACAAAACACUGCAUGUGUACUUACAGCAACCAACCACACAUUGGUCCAGUCUGGCUUGUUCCCAAUCUCCGUCAAUAGGCCAAGCCCACAGCAUGUGUACAUAUACUCAUAUGCACAGUGCCUAGUGAAAGUCUACACAUCCUCUUGCACAGUUGUCACAUUUUGCUGCCUUAAAACUAAAUCUAAAAAGGGAUUACAUUUGUAUUUUUUGCUACAAUAUGGAUUACGAUUCUACAUGUUGCUCACUAUAUGUCUGCUGAAGAGAAGGCAUUAAAAAAAAGUUUUUUUUUGAUCAGUCAUGGAAAGAAAAGUGUUAGCUUACUAUUUAAAAAGAAGAUGGAGAACAUGCUAUUUGAUGAAAAAUACAAGAGUUUUGGCGCAGGUACAGCCAAUUUAAUGCUAGCUGGCCAAAAAAAAGGUAUUAUAUUUUUUUCCAAAAUCAAUACUUGUCAAAGUAUCGAUUUAUAAUAUUGUCCAAAAUAAUAUUGCGACAUGAAACUGUAUCAAUUGUUGCCCCAUCACUACUUUAAUUGCCGCCAAAGGUGCUUCCACCAAGUAUUAACUCUGGGGUGUAAAGACAUACACAAUCAAGACAUCUUUUGUUUAUUUUUUAAAAUUAAUUUAGACAAUUUUCUUUACUUCUUCAAUUUCAAAAUGUGGAGCAGGCUGUGUAGAUCAGAAUGAAAUCACUUUAAAAUAUGUCAUUUUAAGGUAGCAAAAUGUGACAACUGUAGAAGGGGCGUGUAGACUCACUAGGCACUAUAUCUUUUUUUAAGUAGCCUAAUGCUUCUUAGUUGCUCCUAUUUUAUACUGUUUGGCA